Messenger RNA from Cyphellophora europaea CBS 101466, 1512 nucleotides. RefSeq lists its product as uncharacterized. Gene Ontology annotation, biological process: regulation of peptide transport. Lineage: Eukaryota; Fungi; Ascomycota; Eurotiomycetes; Chaetothyriales; Cyphellophoraceae. Gene Ontology annotation, cellular component: membrane. The transcript is spliced from 2 exons. Bases 1 to 1512 code for a protein of 503 amino acids. The record is from RefSeq and is a predicted model, not a curated record.
AUGCCGGAGCCGCUGAAUCUUUCUCCUGCUCCGGCUGCUGAGGGGCAAUAUCGAGACGACGCAAGUAUCUAUGAGAUGGACGAUAAUACGAACAGUCAGACUGCCAGCGCGGGCGCCGGCGUGAAUGCGUCGGCGAAUAGCAACAUACGAGACCACGACGACGUGCCAGCUGCGAUGCGUGGCAUGGGUAUCGCCAGACAUACACUGGGACUUAUACUAUUACUGAUCGUAGUGUUCCUAUGGACCACGAGUAACUUCCUAGGGAGCUCAAUAUUCGCGGAUGGAACAUACGCCAAACCUUUCUUCCUCACUUACCUCAAUGGCUCAACCUUCAUGCUUGCCAUUGUGCCCUCUUUAACACGGAAUUUCUGGACAGUAUGGCGCAGUGGACAGUGGCACGCGUCGCUCGCGGAAGUGAAGAGAAAAUACAGGCGCGGAGGCUGGCGUGCAGUCACCAGUGACCCCGGGGUGGGUUUCAACCCGCCUGGAGGUACACCGCCAUCUAAGGACUUGGAGGAUGAUGAUGAUGGAGGCGAAGGCGAAGGGCUCCUGGGCGGCGACGAGGAUGAGGACAACUCGCUUCGUUCCCAACGACACUCUCUGUCUAAGGCCACUCGCAAACGAACUCACCUGGCCCUCAUCCCGACCGCUAAACUUGCCUUCUACUUUUGCCUCCUCUGGUUCGGCGCCAAUUACUUUGCCAUGGCAUGUCUGAAAUACACCACCGUCGCCUCCACCACCAUCCUAACUUCUACCUCUUCCGUCUGGACCCUCCUCAUCGGCGCCGUCACGCGCACCGAAAAGUUCACGUGGCGCAAGCUCGCCGGAGUGCUGGCCUCCCUAGGCGGGAUAGCGCUCAUCAGCAAGAUCGACAUGGGAAACGCCUCCGACGCUUCCAGCUCGACUGACAGCGAUACCGCAGAGCGCUCCCUCCACCUGCUGAUCCGUGCUGUGAAAGAAUUUCCCGACAAGACGGCCCGCGAGCUCGCCCUUGGCGACGCCCUGGCCCUUCUCUCCGCUGUGCUGUACGGCGUUUACACGGUAAUGCUCAAACAGACGACGCUAUCUGCCGCGCCACUCGAGCUCAACAUGCCUUUAUUCUUCGGCCUAGUCGGAGCCUGGAACUUCAUCCUCUUGCUACCCCUGUUUCCAGUCCUGCACUGGAUCGGCAUCGAGACUUUCGAGCUGCCACCCACCAGCCGCAUCUGGUGGAUUCUGGUCCUUAACAGCGUGGCCGCGCUGGCGUCUGACAUUGCUUGGGCGUACGCCAUGGUGCUGACGAGCCCGCUGGUCGUCACGGUGGGGCUAAGCCUGACGAUUCCAUUGAGUCUGGUGGGCGAGAUGCUGAUACAGGGGCGGUACGAGGGGUGGUUGUAUUGGGUUGGAGCCGGCAUUGUGGUGGGGAGUUUCGUGUUUGUGGAUAGAGAGGAGAGGGAGGACGAGGGGAAGGUGGAGAGGGAGGCUGAGCAGCGACGGUCAAUUGAGCAAAGACGGUCGGUGGAAGGGGUUUGA